Messenger RNA from Pelmatolapia mariae (spotted tilapia), 1654 nucleotides. Its product is annotated as zinc finger protein 665-like. The record is from RefSeq and is a predicted model, not a curated record. Gene Ontology annotation, biological process: regulation of gene expression. NCBI's taxonomy places the organism in Eukaryota, Metazoa, Chordata, Actinopteri, Cichliformes, Cichlidae. The coding region runs from base 91 to 1218 and encodes 375 amino acids. Gene Ontology annotation, cellular component: nucleus. The transcript has 2 exons.
AACAAUUUUGUUGAAGAAGAAGAACAAGUGGAAGAAAAAAAUACAACCGUGACGAGUUUGGGAAAGAUUUCACUGAAAGCUUCCCUAAAAAUGCAUCAGGUCAUCCACACUGGAGAGAGACCGUUCAGCUGUGGAGACUGUGGAGAGUCUUUUACCAGGUCUGGAAGCUUAAAAAGACACCAACUUAUCCACACUGGAGAGAGACCGUUCAGCUGUGACGAGUGUGGAGAGUCUUUUACCCACUCUGGAAGCUUAAAAACACACCAACUGAUCCACACUGGAGAGAGACCGCUCAGCUGUGACAAGUGUGGAAAGUCUUUUACGCACUCUGGAAGCUUAAAAACACACCAACUCAUCCACACUGGAGAGAGACCGUUCAGCUGUGGAGAGUGUGGAAAGUCUUUUACGCAGUCUGGACACUUAAAAACACACCAACUGAUCCACAGUGGAGAGAGACCGUUCAGCUGUGACGAGUGUGGAAAGUCUUUUACCAGGUCUGGAAGCUUAAAAAGACACCAACUCAUCCACGGUGGAGAGAGACCUUUUAGCUGUGACGAGUGUGGAAAGUCUUUUAUCCACUCUGGAAGCUUAAAAAGACACCAAGUCAUCCACACUGGAGAGAGACCAUUCAGCUGUGAUGAAUGUGGAAAGUCUUUUACCGAGUCUGGAAGCUUAAAAAAACACCAACUCAUCCACACUGGAGAGAGACCGUUCAGCUGUGGAGACUGUGGAGAGUCUUUUACCCACUCUGGACACUUAAAAACACACCAACUGAUCCACAGUGGAGAGAGACCAUUCAGCUGUGACGAGUGUGGAAAGUCAUUUAUGCGCAUUUCAAACUUAAAAAGACACCAACUAAUCCACAGUGGAGUUAAAGCGUACACCUGUGAUCAGUGUGGCAGAGCUUUUACUCACAGUUACAGCUUACAGAGUCAUCUAGUUACCCACUCUGGAAUUAAGGCGUACAGCUGUGACAUUUGUGGAAAAACUUUCAGCCGGAUAGGGAGCCGAAAUACACACCUACGCAUUCACACCAGACAUGAUGUGUACAGCUGUGAUCAGUGUGGUAAACAGUUUACUACAAACACAGAGUUACGACGUCACAUGUUUACCCACACUGAGGAACGACCUUAUAAAUGUGACCUGUGUGAGAAGACUUUUAAAUCUCCACGUUACCUGAAAACACACCAACAGAUCCACACCAGAAAGACUCUAUAAGUGCAGUUACUGUGAGAAGCAGAGCGACACAGAUGGAUCAAGUUCUCAACCCUGUCAUCGCUGUGGGAAAGACUUUUGUUGUGACCUUUGUGGAAAGACUUUAAGUCAUUGAAGGACUCUGAAAAUACAUCAACGUAGACACACUGGAGACAAAAUGAACUACUGUAAAGAAUGCGGGAGAGGCUUCACCACUUCAAAGGACUUCAAACAAUAUGAACUCCUUCACGGUGGCGUCAAAAAGCAUGUCUGCGAUCAGUGUGGGUCAUCCUUCAUCAGUGCACGUCAGCUUGAAAAGCAUAAACGAGUCCACACAUGAGAGAAACCAUACAAGUGCAGACACUGUGACAAAACCUUUUCACAAUCAUGUGAUCAUACUAAGCAUGAACGCAGACACAUGAAAGAGAACUUCAUCUGUGAAAGAGUUUGAGUAUUCUCA